UUUGUUUUUCUGCUAUCACAUAGAUAUCAACAAGCAAAUUUAAUGUUUGAGUUUUGCAAGCUUUUAAUAUGGUUUUAUUUAACUCUGGAAAGCUGAAGAAAUAUGAUGAUGAGAACUUGAACGAUGAUUCCCUUGAAGCAAGACUUCAACGUACAAUACAAAAUGAUAGCAUUGAUGGUAAAUAUGGUUUUGCUAAAUAUAAGGACCCUGUGGAAAGAUGUGGAUGGCUGAUAAACAUGCGGGCAACUGAAAUACAAGAUGAUGACAAGAAAUUAAUCAGUGCAGUGGAUUAUUAUUUUAUUCAAGAUGAUGGAGAGCGAUUUAAGGUUUCCCUACCAUUUAGACCUUAUUUUUACAUAGCUGCUAAAAAGGGAACUGAGCGAGAAUUGGCAACGUAUUUAAAUAAAAAGUUUACUGGCAUGAUAGCAGCUAUUGAAACAUUGGAAAAAGAAGAUCUUGAUCUGCCAAAUCACUUGACUGGAUUGAAAAGUAAAUACAUCAAACUAUCAUUUCACAAUGUGAAAGAAUUAUUGAAAAUAAAACAACAAUUACAACCAUGUGUAAGAAAGAACAAGGAACGAGAAAAAUCAAAUGCGACUUUUACACUAGUUACAGGAGACACAUAUCAGAAUAACAACAACUCCAGUGGGCCGUCCAAAUUUGAUCAAAAGGAUAACAUUAUUGACAUGCGUGAAUAUGAUGUGCCGUAUCAUGUCCGCGUCUCAAUUGAUUUGAAAAUCCAUGUGGGUCAUUGGUAUAACGUUAAAGUUCGGGGAAGUACCCAUGUAGAAAUCAAACCAAGACCCGACUUGCUACAUCGACCUGAUCCAGUAGUUGUUGCUUUUGACAUCGAAACAACAAAACUACCUUUAAAAUUUCCAGAUUCUGCAAUUGACUCAAUUAUGAUGAUUUCAUAUAUGGUUGAUGGACAGGGUUAUUUGAUCACAAACCGGGAGAUUGUUUCUGAAGAUAUAGAAGAUUUUGAAUAUACACCUCGACCUGAAUUUGAAGGGCCAAUUAUAGUCUUUAAUGAACCAGAUGAAGCACAACUUUUGAGAAGAUGGUUUGAUCACAUGGCAGAAUUAAAACCAAACAUAUUUGUCACUUAUAAUGGGGAUUUUUUCGAUUGGCCUUUUAUUGAUGCCAGAGCUACUGUCCAUGGUAUAUCAAUGGUUGAUGAAAUGGGUUUUGCCCCAGACUCGCAGAAAGAAUAUAAAGCAAGAUAUGGAAUUCAUAUGGAUGCAUUUAGAUGGGUUCAACGUGACAGCUAUUUACCAGUUGGGAGUCAAAAUUUAAAAGCUGUAACAAAGGCAAAACUACGUUAUAAUCCUGUAGAGGUUGAUCCAGAAGAGAUGGUACGAAUGGCAAGCGAAGAACCUCGGGAAAUGGCAAAUUACUCCGUCUCAGAUGCUGUUGCAACUUAUUACUUGUACAUGCAAUACGUUCAUCCGUUUAUAUUUGCGUUAUGUACAAUUAUUCCUAUGGAACCAGAUGAGGUCCUAAGGAAAGGUUCUGGAACUCUAUGCGAGGCAUUGUUGAUGGUUCAAGCCUUUCAUGCAAAUAUUAUUUUUCCAAACAAGCAAGAGCAGAUUCACACCAAGUUUUACGGGGGUCAUUUACUUGAUACUGAAACGUAUGUUGGUGGCCAUGUUGAAGCUCUUGAAUCGGGCGUGUUUCGAAGUGAUAUACCAACUCGGUUUAGAAUGGUACCAGAAGCAUUUCAAGGUUUGAUUGACAAGUGUUAUGAAAUAAUGAAAACAACGAUUGAGGAAGAGGAAGGUGUUAAAAUUGAGUAUGUCACAAAUAUGGAUGAGAUAUGUGCAGAUGUUAACAAACAACUUGAAGCAUUGCGUGACACACCUAAUCGUUUGGAGAAGCCUAUGAUAUACCAUUUAGACGUAGCUGCUAUGUAUCCUAAUAUUAUUCUGACAAAUAGAUUGCAGCCGCCUGCUCAAGUUGAUGAAGUUACGUGUGCUGCUUGUGAUUUCAACAAACCUGGUGCAAAGUGUCAACGUAAAAUGGAUUGGAUGUGGAGAGGAGAUUACAGUCCAGCAAACUAUAACGAAUAUCAAAACAUUAAGCAACAGUUGGAAGUUGAGAGAAUGCCUGGAAGAUUCCCUGGUGAUCCUCCUAGAUCAUUUCAUCAAUUAUCAGCAGCAGAACAAGCUCAAGCAGAGAAAAAGAGAUUAGCAGAUUAUUGCCACAAGGCUUACAAGAAAACCAAAGUCACUAAAUCAGAAUUACGACAGACUGUUAUUUGUCAACAAGAAAACUCUUUUUAUGUCGAUACUGUUCGAGCGUUCAGAGAUCGAAGAUAUGAAUUCAAAGGAUUGUUAAAGGUUUGGAAGAAAAAUGUUGGUGCUGCAAUGGAAAAAGGGGACCCUGCAGAAGUAAAACAUGCAAAGGGCAUGGAAGUUUUGUACGAUUCUUUGCAGUUGGCUCACAAAUGUAUUCUGAAUUCAUUUUACGGAUAUGUGAUGAGAAAAGGAUCUCGUUGGUUUUCAAUGGAGAUGGCUGGUAUUGUGUGUUACACAGGGGCAAACAUUAUUACGCAAGCUAGAGAGUUGGUGGAGCAAAUAGGUCGACCACUCGAGUUAGAUACUGAUGGAAUUUGGUGCAUUUUACCAGCAAGUUUCCCUGAAAAUUUUUUGAUAAAGACAACACACCCAAAGAAAUCCAAAAUCACCAUAUCAUAUCCUGGCGCCAUGUUAAAUUACAUUGUACAGUCAAAUUUCACCAAUCAUCAAUAUCAUGAGCUCAAAAAUGCCGAAAAGCUUGAAUAUGAAGUUAGAAGAGAAAAUUCUAUUUUCUUCGAGGUUGACGGUCCAUACAAAGCUAUGAUAUUACCUGCGGCUAAAGAAGAAGGGAAAAAACUAAAAAAAAGAUAUGCAGUGUUUAAUGAAGAUGGAAGUCUUGCUGAGUUGAAAGGAUUUGAAGUAAAAAGACGUGGUGAAUUGCAGCUGAUCAAGAUCUUUCAAUCAUCAGUUUUUGAAGCUUUCUUACAAGGAAAUACACUCGAAACUGUUUAUGCUGCUGUGGCUAAAUGUGCUGAUUAUUGGCUUGAUGUGCUGUACACAAAGGGAGAGAAUUUACCGGACACCGAGCUGUUUGAGUUGAUUUCAGAAAAUCGAAGCAUGUCUCGUUCACUUGAGGAGUACGGUUCACAAAAAUCAACAUCUAUCAGCACGGCGAAGCGUCUUGCAGAAUUUUUAGGAGAUCAAAUGGUUAAGGAUAAAGGGUUGAGUUGUCGAUUUAUAAUCUCCCGAAAGCCAGAAGGUGCUCCUGUGACAGAACGGGCUAUACCACUGGCGAUAUUUCAAACUGAAGACAGUAUCAAGAAACAUUAUCUCAAAAAGUGGUUAAAAGUUAAUGCGUCUUUUGAUUUUGACAUCCGAAACAUACUUGAUUGGAACUACUACAUUGAACGUUUGAACAGCUGUAUCCAAAAAAUCAUUACCAUUCCUGCAGCGUUACAAGGGGUCUCAAACCCAGUGCCACGAUGUGUACAUCCUGAUUGGUUACGAAAAAGACUUCUCGAGAAAAACGAUAUUUUUCAACAGCAGAGAAUCACUGACAUGUUUUUAAAAGCACCCAAGAAGGUUCAGGAAGCACCGACAGAUGGUGAAGGUGUGGACAUCGAAGAUAUAGGCAACAAAAAGAGGUUACUAACUACACCAUCACCACCUGUCGUUAAUAAAAAGCGAAAAGUGGACAAGAAGGUUGCAGAUUCUGAAUUUGUUGAGAGUGAUUUGACAAAAUCGUGGAAAAUUGUGCUGGGGAACCCACCACCUCAAGGCGAAACUAAGGAAGAACAACAGGUCUGGGUAAAGUACCAAAAACGAAAAUGGGAAUUUCAAAGACUCCAACGAUCUGCUGCUCGAGAAUCUCGAAGACAGUUACGCAAAGAAGGGUUGAGCGUUGAUACACAGAGAAGAUUAACUGGUCCAAAAAGUGGACUUGAUAACUUCUUUCAAAAACAAGCAAGAUCUAUUCUUGAAACUCCGUGGGAGAUAAUUCAGAUUGCUGAAAGUGAUACCGCUGGUGUUUACAAAGUGUUUGCGAUGGUUAAUUCAGAAUUGCAUUGUAUGAAGGUCAACGUUCCUCGAAUUUUUUACGUGAAUUCGAAAAAAUUAAAAGAUGGAGAGGGCGCUACUUGGCGAAAGGUCAACAAAAUUCUACCUCGAUCUCAUCCAACAUUUUAUUUAUAUGAAUAUGCUGUUCCAGAAGUGAUUUUUAGAGAACAUAGCAGUGAACUUGUAGCAGAAUUAUCCUCACCCGAUGUUGAAGGUAUUUAUGAAACACAGGUUCCUCUCGAUUUCCGCGCUAUCAUCAAACUUGGUUGCGUAUGUAAAGUACACCGCAAUGUUGCGAAAGCUCUGUGUGGGAGGGAUAUUGAAAGCUUUAAUCUUGACCAGUUAGAGUUUAAGUCACUUGCUGGAAAUUCGUACUUGGAAGCAGCUAACUUGAAGCAGAUAUUUUUCUACCAUGCACAACUUGAAAGCCGUGCUGUGUUUGUAUUGUUUAUGGCAGCACUACAAAAGGCUUCUGUUUUUAUUUUGAAUACUGUUAAAAGCAAUCAAAUGCCAAAUUUAUCGAAUUUAUACACCACUGAACGAAACAGCAGAAUUAUGGAAAUGGAAGAGCAAGGUGAAGCAUACACUCCACCUGGGGUGACUUCUUAUUCGUUUGAUGUUCGUGUAGAAACUAAUUCUAGUAUGUUGUAUCGAGAUAUUCAAAGAGUUCUGACAUCAUAUCGUGAUGAGAAGAAAGGGCCAACUAUGAUUGUGAUGAACACUCAAUCGGACCAAGCACACUUGAAGUCAAAGAUUAGUGCAUUAGAUGACUUUCCUAUUGUUGAAAUGCCACCAGUCGAAACUGAUACAAGUGAAUUUACAGCCUUGGACUGGCAGAGACAGUUGGCGAAGAAGUUUAUCCAAGCUUAUCUUGGUGUUAUAGGCUGGUUCGAGAACCAACUAGACAAUGCUCGUUACUUUCAUAUACCUGUUGGUAACAUACCAGCCACAGAUCCUACCCUGUUCGCUUCUGAUGUAUUCUACUCAAGACAUCUUCAGAAGCAUAAUCACUUGUUAUGGAUGUCGCCUACUGAUCGGCCUGAUCUUGGUGGAAAGGAGGAAGACGAUAACAGACUAGUUACAGAAUUUGAUGAAGGUGGGAGUUUACAAGUGAACCAAGCUGGAUGCUAUUCUACAGUGUGUGUGGAGCUUGGUCUUGAUGCGUUAGCAGUCAACACUGUUUUGCAGUCUCAUCACGUGCACGAAGCAGAGGGCGUAGCUGCUAGUUUUGAUACAGUACAGCAGGCAUCUCUUGAAGAAAUGUUAAACUCAGCACCUGGCGCUGUUGCCAAUUUGACGUCAUACGACGAGGCUGCAGCUUGCGCUUCUUCUUUCAGAAUCUUAAAGCAACUUGUGUAUAGUUGGCUUCAAGAGAUCGUUCAAAAUCAGAAUUACUUCGCUGACAAUCAGCUGAUUCAUUUUUACAGAUACCUUCGUUCACCAGAAGCUAUGCUGUAUGAUCCAGCUUUGUGUAAAUUUGUUCACGGUCUUAUGAAGAAAUAUUUCAUGCAGCUUAUAUCAGAAUUCAAAAAACUCGGUUCAACAAUUGUUUAUGCCAAUUUCAACCGAAUCAUUCUCAACACAAAGAAAAGAAGGGUAAAAGACGCUUUGGCUUAUGUACAAUAUAUAUCAAAAAGCAUUUUAUCCAAAACUUUAUUCAAAAGCAUCCGCUUAGAACCAAAAUCGUGUUGGGAAUACUUAAUGUGGAUGGAUCCAUCAAAUCACGGGGGUAUAAAGAUUCAUGAAAUUCCAGAGAAAUACAUGAAAGAUGGUGAAUUAUGCAUUGGUGAUGAUGAUAUUAGUGAUGAUGAUGACAAUGAUGAUGAUACGUUUAGAGAUCUUGUUGCAAGAGCGAAAGAGCAAAAAGUCGAGAUGAAUUGGAACAUGUGCAAAUUUCUUCCAACAGCGGGUGCCUGUCAGACAUUCUUUGGGGUUGUUAUUGCUGGUCACAUUCAUGAUGUGUAUGUACAUUUAGCCGAACAAAUGACUGUAUCUGCACCUGGCACUACCCCUGUUAAAAGAAGAGGUCUAAGCAGUCAGCAGGAGAAAAUGGCUGAAACAACGACGACUCCUAGUACAGUGGAGUUCGCACAGAAUCGAAUACAAAAUGUGUUGACCGAACAACUGUUUGGUAUCACGCAAAAGAUUGACAGGUCAUUGUCAGGGGGACGUGGAAAAGAUUCAGGAUCGGAAUUCCCAGUUUUAGCUGGAUCUCAUUUAGCAUUGAAGCAUCCAGCGUUGGAAUUUGUAAAAGCUGUAUGCCAGGUGUUACAACUUGAUAUUAACAUACAAAGUCAGGUUAAUAAACUUAGAAGAGAUUUGUUAAAAUUGAUAGGUGUUGGAAAUUUCGCUGACGAAGCAACAUUUCGUGAUCCGUGUCUAUCGUUUAUCGUACCUGAGGUGAUUUGUGAGUACUGUAACAGUUGUCGAGAUCUGGAUUUAUGUCGCGACCCGUUUAUAACCCCCGCGAAGGGAAAUAAUCCAGCGAGUAUAAGAUGUUCUAAUCAAGAAUGCGGAAUGGAGUAUUCACUGAACACCAUUGAAGAGCAGUUGUUGUCUAUGUUGUCAAGGAGAUCAAUGACGUAUACAUUGCAAGAUUUAAAAUGUGUGAAAUGCAAAAUGGUAAAAGAUAAAAACAUGUCGAAAUAUUGUGAAUGUGCGUCAGGGUUUCAAAAUCAAAUCCCAAGAGAUCGUUUUAUAAAGAACUUAAAAACUUUUGAAAAUAUAUCAAGACAUUAUCACAUGGUGAAUUUAGCUGAUAUGGUGGAAUUCAUGCUUUCUUGUAAUUAACUUGUGAAGCGACUCGUGUACUAUACGAACUUUAUUACCCAUGUAGAAAAAUUUUAUGUAAAAUUAACUUCUGAAAGGAUUUAUCCACUACCUCAAGGAAUGAAUUUUUGCGAAAUUUCUGAACUUUAACUAAUUUGAGAAAAUAAUUUACCGCGAAAAAUUUUAAUUUAUUCAUUUGUUAUUUUCUGUAUCAAAUCACAUUUGCCUCACUUAUACCUUCUCACAAUUGCUUUUGGUAACUUAGUCUCCAUUUUUUAAGUUUUCCCGCGAAAUUUAAGAAAUCAAAAACAUUCGCGAAAAUUAAUUUCCUUAAAGGUAGUUAAAUUUUUACCCCGUAAAAUAUUUGAGCAUACCGAGGAGCAUCAUUUUUAUUCUGCUUGGCAAAUUUCGCUGGCGGAAAGGAAAAUUGUUAUUGGAUAUGCACAUUUGUGACAAAUUUUAAUACUUGUAUAAAUAUACUAUAAAAAAUAAGCACAAUAA
Molecule: messenger RNA, 7343 nt
Organism: Hydractinia symbiolongicarpus
Lineage: Eukaryota; Metazoa; Cnidaria; Hydrozoa; Anthoathecata; Hydractiniidae
Product: DNA polymerase epsilon catalytic subunit A-like
Exons: 62
Coding region: 69-6863 (2264 amino acids)
Biological process (GO): DNA replication proofreading; nucleotide-excision repair, DNA gap filling; leading strand elongation
Cellular component (GO): epsilon DNA polymerase complex; nucleus
Molecular function (GO): nucleotide binding; DNA binding; zinc ion binding
Source: RefSeq, a predicted model, not a curated record